Symbiodinium natans is the source of this 498-nucleotide messenger RNA. The record is from the annotation of a GenBank genome assembly. NCBI's taxonomy places the organism in Eukaryota, Dinophyceae, Suessiales, Symbiodiniaceae.
AUGCCGCGCAUCUACGCGCCCAUCAAGUCCAAGAAGCGGCCCACGCCCAGGGGUCUCAUGGAGGCUGCAGCACGGAGCGAGGAUCCCGUGCAGGAAAUGCUCUCCGGCGCCAACCCCCUCUACGGCAUGGGCACGCAUCGGUCCAAUCAGUGCAAGGAGGAGUCGCGCACACCCGGCCCUGGUGCCUACCGGACGCUCUCCACCUUCCCGAAUUCCCACAAGGAUGAGGUCUGCAACCACAGCAUCUUCAAGCGUGCUCCGCGUGGUCUCCUCAGCGCUCGAGCUCGGGACUUCGGCCGAGUGGCCGACAUCUCGAACCCGUACCUGAUCAUCCCACCAGUGGUCACGAUGUUCCAUGAGCAGGUCAACGGCCAAGAGCCGAAGAGGAUGUCCGCCAGCAAGAACACGAUCAACACGAUGCCUCCCUGCAGCGCCAACCACAAGAUUCUGAAAGGACAUGGUGGGACGAUUCCAAGAGGACACGGGCUUCCUUUCUGA